Mus pahari (shrew mouse) is the source of this 1827-nucleotide messenger RNA. It is a transcript of the gene Acads, whose product is annotated as acyl-CoA dehydrogenase short chain. The transcript is spliced from 10 exons. Lineage: Eukaryota; Metazoa; Chordata; Mammalia; Rodentia; Muridae. The coding region runs from base 71 to 1309 and encodes 412 amino acids. Gene Ontology annotation, molecular function: flavin adenine dinucleotide binding. Gene Ontology annotation, cellular component: mitochondrion. The record is from RefSeq and is a predicted model, not a curated record. Gene Ontology annotation, biological process: fatty acid beta-oxidation using acyl-CoA dehydrogenase; butyrate catabolic process.
GUGGCCCAGGCCCUGCCCCUGCCGUCCGGAACUCCAGAGCUGGUGCAGGAGGUCCCGGAGGUCUGUGCUCAUGGCUGCCUCCUUGCUCGCCCGGGCCCGUGGCCCUCUCCGCAGAGCCCUCCGCGUUCGGGAUUGGCGAAGGUUACACACCGUUUACCAGUCUGUAGAGCUCCCUGAGACACACCAGAUGUUGCGUCAGACAUGCCGAGACUUUGCUGAGAAGGAGCUGGUCCCUAUUGCAGCCCAGCUUGACAGGGAGCAUCUCUUCCCCACAGCUCAGGUGAAGAAGAUGGGUGAGCUCGGGCUGCUGGCCAUGGAUGUGCCGGAGGAGCUGAGCGGUGCGGGCCUCGAUUACCUGGCCUACUCCAUCGCCCUGGAGGAGAUAAGCCGCGGCUGCGCCUCCACGGGAGUUAUCAUGAGCGUCAACAACUCUCUCUACUUGGGACCCAUCCUGAAGUUUGGAUCCGCUCAGCAGAAGCAACAGUGGAUCACCCCUUUCACCAAUGGUGACAAAAUCGGCUGUUUUGCCCUCAGUGAGCCAGGCAACGGUAGUGAUGCUGGAGCCGCUUCCACCACUGCCCGGGAAGAGGGUGACUCGUGGGUCCUCAACGGCACCAAAGCCUGGAUCACCAACUCCUGGGAGGCUUCCGCCACGGUGGUGUUUGCCAGCACAGACAGGUCCCGGCAGAACAAGGGUAUCAGUGCCUUCCUGGUUCCCAUGCCAACUCCUGGGCUCACGCUGGGCAAGAAGGAAGACAAGUUGGGUAUCCGGGCCUCCUCCACAGCUAACCUCAUCUUUGAGGACUGCCGCAUCCCCAAGGAGAACCUGCUCGGGGAGCCUGGGAUGGGCUUCAAAAUAGCCAUGCAAACCCUAGACAUGGGUCGCAUUGGCAUAGCCUCCCAGGCUCUAGGCAUCGCCCAGGCCUCGCUGGACUGCGCUGUGAAAUAUGCCGAGAACCGCAACGCCUUCGGGGCACCGCUCACCAAGCUCCAAAACAUCCAGUUCAAGCUGGCAGACAUGGCCCUGGCUCUGGAGAGUGCCCGCCUGCUGACCUGGCGCGCUGCCAUGUUGAAAGACAACAAGAAGCCUUUCACCAAGGAGUCCGCCAUGGCCAAGCUGGCUGCAUCGGAGGCUGCCACCGCCAUCAGCCACCAGGCCAUCCAGAUCCUGGGCGGCAUGGGGUACGUGACCGAGAUGCCAGCUGAGCGGUACUACCGAGAUGCCCGCAUCACUGAAAUCUACGAAGGGACCAGCGAAAUCCAGAGACUGGUGAUCGCUGGGCAUCUGCUCCGGAGCUACCGGAGCUGAGCCCCUCCUCAGCCUUGCCUGCCUGCGGACCGAGGCAGAGGGCAGAGCCUCAUGGCUUAACUUUGAGGUCUGGGCAGAGCAUAAAGGGACUUGCCUCUCGCUCUGCCUGUUCUGCCCCUCAUUGUAGCCCCCUAGUCAGACUUGGGGGGGGGGGAGUCUGUCUCAGGAAGAGGGGAGGCCAGCUGCUGUGACCUGCGACAGGGAAAUCAGUUGUCAGCUCAGAGCUGAGCUUGACGGCCUCUUUACCCCCACCAACAGUGCCUCUUUCUUCAUUUGAGCCCCUUGGAGGCUGAAUGACCCUGGCCCUCCCAGUGCCGUUCCCAUGAGCCCUCGGAGGCAAGAACACAAGGGACAGGACAGGGGUCAGGAGGGGGAGGGGUGGCCCAGAUGGCACGGAGUUUCAGUGUUUGAGUCCCCGGGGUUGCAGUGGGUCCUAGGGCCCUCGCUGGAGGUCAAGUGCGCGCAGCUGCGUGUUCUGCCGUAGAACGGCCUGCGUCCAAUAAAGCUCACCUGUGCCC